AGCACAAAGUUGGAGCUAGGCAUCCUGACUGAGCACCUCGGCAAAGGCCUGGACCCCAGCUCUGAGUGCAGAUAUGACAGAUUCAAGCUUGCGUAUCAGUGGGGGAGCCGUCAGAUUUGGAGCCACCUAUGGAGGCAACCGUCUGUUCUCUGGAGCUAGGAGUGGUGGUGGAGGUGUUAGCAUGGCUCUGUCCCGUUCGCUCGGCUUGUCGAGGGGGGGUGGAGCAGGAGCCGGAGCUGGUUUUGGCCUGGGAGGAGGUCUGGGUGUAGGUUAUGGGGCUGGAGCUGGUGCAGGAGCAGGACUGGGCGCUCUCGCUUUCGGUGGCGGAUUCGGCUUGGGUGCCGGAGGAGCCAGAGCAGCGGGGAUGAGGGCUGGUGUGGCUCCUCUGAGAGCCCGUCUGGGGGGCAGAGUCUUCAAAAUCGGAGGCUAUGGUUUCAACCCGUCCUUCAUCAGCUCUACCACUACGGUGGACGCAGGUGCCGGUCCAGUGCUCAGCAUCGAUCCCACACUCCCGUCGUUGGACACAGUGCAGAUCACGCGCAUGAAAGAGAAGGGGGAGCUGCAGGCCCUCAAUGACAAAUUUGCAUCUUUCAUUGAUAAGGCCCGGUCUCUGGAGCAGCACAACGCAGUACUAAAAGCUAAGAUUUCUAUGUUUACUAACCCAGAGCAGGGAGGACCUGCGAGCAGUUCCAUCCUUCUGACCUCUGCCAUCGGAACCUAUAAAUCUCAGAUUGACAGCCUCACCGUUACUAAAGAGGCCAUCAUUGCUGAGAUUGAGCACUAUAAAGGCAUUAUUGAGGAUGUUCAAGCCAGGUAUGAUGAGGAAACCUCUCAAACCAAAACUUUGGAGCUCGAUUGGACUGCGUUGAAAGAGGAAGUGGAUAAUCUGUACCUUUCCAUCUUUGAGUUGCAAACCAUCAUCGGUGGUUUGGAGGAUCAUAUUGCUCUGUCCAAGCAGGUGUAUGACGCUAAAGUGAAAGAGGUGAGAAACAUUGUGACUGGUGGUGUGAAGUCAGCAGUGUCUAUCUCAGUGGAUAACGCAGCCCAGGCCCAGGAUCUGACCUCAGCGCUGACUGAAGUCAAAGCUCACUAUGAAGCCCUGGCUCAACGCAGCAAGCAGGACGCCCUCCUCUCAGUGCAGGACAGUCUCACCAUGAUGUCUUCACAGCCAAGUUCUCACACACUCACCACAGCCAAAGAGGAGCUGCGGGUUUACAAACUACAGAUUGACUCUGUGCAGAGGGAGAUCGACAGGCUCAAAACUCUGAACUUACAGGUGGAGUCUCAGGCGGAGGAGGCAGAGUGUCACUCCAACUCCCACACGGAGACGUACCAGGAUCAAGUUCUAAUUCUCAGAUCUCAGCUUGAUGACCUCAGAAAGCAAAUUACUCAUUACGGUCAAGAAUAUCAGGAGCUUCUAGCCAGCAAGAUGUCCCUGGAUGUUGAAAUCACAGCUUAUAAGAAACUCCUGGACAGUGAAGAGAACAGGUUGAGAUCUGGAGGUGGUGUCACCGUGCACAUGUCUAAGACCGUGGUCGGAGGAGGAGGAGGUGCAGGUCUGGGUGGAGGUGCCGGUCUGGGUCUCGGAGGUGGAUACGGGCUGGGCGGAGGGCUAGGAGGAGGUCUUGGGGGUCUAGGACUGGGACUCGGUGGAGGACUGGUCUUUGGAGCAGGUGCAGGAAGUUCCUACGGUGCAGGGAGUAGUUACAUGUCCUCCAGCCUGAGCAGCAGUGCCUUAUCAUCCUCUGUUUACUGAAGAUUCACAACCUCCACUCAUCAAGCCACAACAGAAUGCUGAGCUUCCAAAAAUGGGGCAUAGAAAGGAAGCCUACCAUCACGCUUCAUGAAGAACGCCUCCAAUAAGUUCACACAUUUA
Messenger RNA from Rhinichthys klamathensis goyatoka, 1876 nucleotides. RefSeq lists its product as uncharacterized. Lineage: Eukaryota; Metazoa; Chordata; Actinopteri; Cypriniformes; Leuciscidae. The record is from RefSeq and is a predicted model, not a curated record. Bases 74 to 1756 code for a protein of 560 amino acids. The transcript has 11 exons.